Dipodomys spectabilis (banner-tailed kangaroo rat) is the source of this 996-nucleotide messenger RNA. RefSeq names its product beta-1,4-N-acetylgalactosaminyltransferase 3-like. Gene Ontology annotation, molecular function: acetylgalactosaminyltransferase activity. NCBI's taxonomy places the organism in Eukaryota, Metazoa, Chordata, Mammalia, Rodentia, Heteromyidae. The transcript has 11 exons. The annotation marks the transcript as partial. The record is from RefSeq and is a predicted model, not a curated record.
UGGACGCUCUACCUGGAGCUGGUGGCGUCGGCCCAGGACGGCGGGAACCCGCUGAACCGCAGAUACAGCAGCUGGCGAGAGCUGGCCAAAGCACUGGCCAACAGGAACAUGCCGGCGGUGGGUUCCAAUCUCCAGGUGUACGGUCCACAGAAGCUGACUGUGGUCAAGGACCAAGAACCCGACGGGGCGGGCAGCAGCGGCAGUAGCUACUUGAAAUGGAACAAACCCGUGCCCUGGCUGUCAGAGUUCCGCGGCCGCGCCAACCUGCACGUGUUCGAGGACUGGUGCGGGGGCUCCGUCCAGCAGCUGCGGAGGAACCUGCACUUCCCGCUGUACCCGCACGUCCGCACCACCCUGAGCAAGCUGGCCGUCGCCCCCGGCUGGACCAACUACGGCCUCCGCGUGUUCGGCUACCUGCACCCCUUCACCGACGGCCUCGUCCAGUUUGCCAUUGCCGCGGACGACAACGCCGAGUUCUGGCUGAGCCGCAACGAGCAGGUGUCGGGCCUCCAGCUGCUGGCCAGCGUGGGCGAGACUGGAAAGGAGUGGACGGCCCCUGGCGAGUUCGGGAAGUUUCAGAGUCAGAUUUCCAAGCCAGUGAGCCUGUCGGCCUCGCUCCGGUACUACUUCGAGCUGCUGCACAAGCAGAACGACGAGGGCACCGACCACGUGGAGAUCGCGUGGAGACGUCACGACACCGGGGCCCAGUUCACCAUCAUCGACUCCGCAGCACUGUCCCUCUUCACCAACGAGAGCGUGCUGAAGAUGACGAGGUGGGCCACAUCCCGCAGACGGCCGCCAGCCACGCGGGCCCCGCGCCGCGCGGGGACGAGCCACCCCCGGCCGACAUGCUGCGGCCCGACCCGCGGGAACGCGCUGCACCGAGUGCCCCUGGUCCCCAAGUCCCGGCUGCGCCACGUGCUGCCCGACUGUCCCUACAAGCCCAGCUACCUGGUGGACGGGCUGCCGCUGCGGCGCUACCAGGGCCUCCGCUUC